Molecule: messenger RNA, 1900 nt
Organism: Trematosphaeria pertusa
Lineage: Eukaryota; Fungi; Ascomycota; Dothideomycetes; Pleosporales; Trematosphaeriaceae
Exons: 1
Coding region: 72-1709 (545 amino acids)
Molecular function (GO): protein binding
Source: RefSeq, a predicted model, not a curated record
GUAGAGAGUACUCCUCAUUGUUAGACGACUGACUCUUCAGCACCAACCACCUGCUCCAUGAGAUUCGAAUGAUGAGUGCGGGUCCGGAUCUGAUCAUGAGCAGCUUAUUGAUUCCAUCCUCAAGAUUACCGGCCUGCGUCGCACCCUGGUGGCGAUACCCCACGUGGGCACAGAGUCGGGAAAAGCGGUCUUCGCACACACCACCUGAGCCUGCCAAUCCCAGGAAUAUACCGUACCUACCGCGCGAGAUACAUACGUUGAUCUGCUCGUACCUACCCGGCGAAGCUUUGUGUAGCUAUCGACGCGCUAGCAAAGCCUUUGCCCAUAUUGGCGCCAAAUGCCUCUUCCAGACGAUCAAGUUUCACGCCAGCAAUUCCAGCUUCAACCGCCUCGCCUCAAUUGCGACGCAUGAUAUACGCAGAAAAUCCGUCGAUACUAUCCUCUGGGAUACCCACCUUUGGAAUCUGAAGCUCCGUUGGGAAGAGGAUGACGACGAGAUCGCCGACGAGGUGGAAUUCGAGAGGUGGUUGGGAGCUGUAAAUGAGUUCGGAAAACUCCGGCUAGCAGCCUUGGGAGAAGCGCCUGGUUCACUCCAGAAAGCUCACCAGCUCCUCCGCGCUGGGGGAUUGGCGGGGCUCUCCGACACGCAACAAUUUGCGCUUCAAAUACAGUUCGAACAAUACCGAGUCCGGAGACGCGAGGAGGUGAACCUACUCAAGGGCCUGCUAAGCCCUCCUAGCAUGCGUCGUGUGCUCGAGCGUUUCCCGAAUCUCAAAACUAUUUCUAUCAAGAAGAACCACCUUAAAUACUACCUGGGCAGGAGUCAUAUGGAUGAUCCGCCAGCUGGCCCUGUUCACCCGAUUGAGCUUGUCCCAAGGGGCGUCGGAAGCCACGCUGAUUUGUACGAAGAGGAUCUUUCCGACGUACUGGCCCUUCAAUCCGCUCUCUAUGCCGGGCACCCAACUUUGCAACAGGUCCACGCGGAUGAGCUAACUUGGAGGGCCUUUGACCCGUCGAACUAUCAUCCCUGGCUAGGAAGAAGCACUGCCGAUCUUACAAGCAUCCGUUUGAAAUUCAAUCUGGUUCCUGCAGUGUCGGAUACGAUCGCCGGGCGGUUGAAUAUUAGGGAGAUCCAAGAUACCUUCCGCGAAGGCCUAUUGAAGGAGUUUCUGUUCUCUUUCAAGAGUCUCCGGACAAUCGAGAUCGACUUCAACGUUCCCCGAUAUGAAGUGCAAGACACUUGGGAUCGGGGAGGUGUCGAUCUCUGUGAUGUAUUCCCAAACCACCAAGCAUGGCCUCAUCUGCAGAACCUGUCAAUGGCCUACAUCGACUCCUCGCAAAAAGAUCUCGUAGACCUGCUCAGCAGUCACGCAUCUUCCCUCCGAUCUUUGACCUUAAUCGAUGUCGAGCUCCGCCAGCCCGGCUCCUGGAGAGCCAUUCUGACUUGUAUACAGCCUCUCCUUUCCUCCCUCCGGCAUGCGAGCAUCGAGAACAAGAGCUACCCUGUGUGCCACGGCUUCGACAAUGCAGAUGAUAUGGAGAUACUGUACGUGAAUGCGGCUGAGCUUGGGAAGCAACUGGGUGAUUUUCUGGUCCGUGGUGGUGAAUGUCCUAUCGGGCGGGAUGAGGUGGAGGGGAAAUGCUAUUGGGAUAAUCCGGUCACGCAGCAACGUGAAUGGGCGACUCAGUUUCAGCUUCCCCUUGAUUGACACAGUUGAUCACUUGUGGCGUCUGAAAAUGUUGGAGGGGAGGUAGAACCACCUCGGGAGUCCUUCCGGUGGGGAUAUUGGGAGAAGGCCGUCCUGUGGCUGAGUCGAAGCUCAAUCUAUCUCCACUUUCCAAAAGACACUUCAACGGGCAUGCACGCUAAGGAUGUCUACACGUGAUGGCGCGUUUAUGG